UCAUUUUAUGGGUCAGCUGUAGACAGAUAGGGCACCUCUGCUGUCUUCAGAACAAUGUCCAGGCCCCUUUGCUGUUUUCUGCACUCCUGAAAGAUCUAGUCCCUAAUCUAGGCUCUGGCUUUUCCUCGGCCUUGGAGGAAGCGGAGGUCUGUUAGGGGACUGUUUGCUGUGACCAUAAAGUCCUGAACAUUUGCCUUGAACAUGAACACUCGAAGAGAAGAAUCUCAGGACCAGGCCAUCAUCAGAAUAGCAGCUCAUUUACCGGACCUCAUUGUCUAUGGAGAUUUCUCCCCAGAGCGGCCUUCUGUGGAUUAUUUUGAUGGAGUCUUGAUGUUUGUUGAUAUUUCAGGUUUUACAGCAAUGACGGAGAAGUUCAGCACAGCCAUGUACAUGGACCGAGGGGCUGAGCAGCUGGUGGAGAUCCUCAACCGCUACAUAAGUGCCAUAGUGGAGAAAGUGUUGAUUUUUGGAGGAGACAUCAUAAAAUUUGCAGGUGACGCACUGCUGGCCCUGUGGAAGGUGGAGCGAAAGCACCUGAAAGACAUCAUCACGGUGGUGAUUAAAUGCAGCCUGGAGAUCCACGGGUUGUUUGAGACGCAGGAGUCUGAAGAAGGCCUGGACGUCCGGGUCAAGAUAGGACUGUCUGCCGGCCACAUCACCAUGUUGGUCUUUGGGGAUGACACACGCAACUACUUUCUGGUGAUGGGUCAGGCAGUGGAUGACGUGCGCCUCGCACAGAACAUGGCGCAGAUGAACGAUGUCAUUCUGUCACCAAACUGCUGGCAGCUGUGUGACCGGAGCAUGAUUGAAAUUGAGAAGAUCCCAGAUCGGAGAGCAGUGAAGGUUAAUUUCUUAAAACCACCCCCUACUUUUAACUUUGAUGAGUUUUUCACAAAGUGUAUGACUUUCAUGGAUUAUUAUCCUUCUGGUGACCACAAAAAGCUCCUGAGGCUUGCGUGCACGCUGGAGUCGGAUCCUGAACUAGAGUUGUCCCUACAAAAGUAUGUGAUGGAGAGCAUAUUGAAGCAGAUUGAUGACAAACAGCUUCCGGGUUAUUUGUCUGAGCUUCGCCCGGUGACAAUUAUGUUUGUGAACCUGUUGUUUAAGGACCGAGAAAAAGCAGAAGUCAUAGGCUUGGCCAUUCAGGAUGCCUGUGUGCACAUCAAUUCUGUCCUGAGGGUCUCCCGAGGCCAAAUCAAUAAAGUCUUCAUGUUUGACAAGGGCUGCUCCUUUCUGUGUGUCUUUGGUUUCCCGGGGGAAAAGGCACCUGAGGAAGUCACCCGUGCCUUGGAAAGUGCUAUGGACAUAUUCAACUUCUGCUCUGAGGUCCACAAGAUCCAUACCGUGUCCAUCGGCGUGACCAGCGGGAUCGUCUUCUGUGGAAUUGUCGGACACUCUGUGAGACAUGAGUACACAGUAAUCGGUCAAAAAGUCAACAUAGCUGCCAGGAUGAUGAUGUACUACCCAGGGAUCGUGACCUGUGACUCUGUCACCUACAAUGGCAGCAACCUACCAGCCUACUUUUUCAAAGAGCUUCCAAAGAAAGUCAUGAAAGGUGUUGCAGAUUCUGGACCAGUCUAUCAGUGUUUGGGCCUUAAAGAGAAAAUCUUGUUUGAUAUGGCAUACCUCAAGUGCAACAGAAAUCAGAAUUACCUUUUGCUGGGACGUGAUAAGGAGAUCGAAUACUUCAUGUGUACUAUGAAGGAAUUUUUGAAGUGCAACUGCAGCCGAGUCCUAAUGUAUGAGGGAUUAUCGGGAUAUGGAAAAAGCCAGAUACUUAAGGAAAUUGAGUACCUGGCCCAAGGUGAGAAUCACAGGACUAUUGCUAUUGCAUUGACUAAGAUCAACUUCCAGCAAAAUUUUUACACCAUCCAGAUACUGAUGUCCAGUGUACUAGGUCUGGAUACUUGUAAACAUUAUAAAGAACAACAGACCAACCUUCAGAAUAAAGUCAAGACACUGUUGGAUGAAAAGUUCCACUGUCUUCUUAAUGACUUUUUCUGUGUCCAGUUCCCUAUUUCACAAGAGGUUUCCAAGAUGAGCACCUUGAGAAAGCAAAAGCUGUUGGAAUCAUUGUUUCUGAAGAUCUUGGAGCAGACAGUGAAAGAGGAAAGGAUUAUUUUCAUCAUCGAUGAGGGCCAGUUUAUCGAUAUGGCCUCCUGGGCUUUUAUGGAGAAGCUUGUCCAGACUCUUCCUAUCUUCAUCAUCAUGUCCCUGUCUCCCUUCAUUGGCUUACCCUGUGCAGCGGCCAGUGCCGUAAUGAAGAACAGGAAUACCACCUACGUCACCCUCGGAGCCAUGCAGCCUAAGGACAUCCGGAACAAGGUCUGCCUAGACCUCGGUGUCAGGGGCAUCUCCGAAGAACUGGAAUCGUACCUGGUGGAGGGGAGCUGCGGGAUGCCAUUCUACUGUGAAGAAUUGCUAAAAAACCUCGAUCAGCACGGGGUGCUCGUUUUCCAACCAGCGGAAUCUGAGGAAAGGACAAAUGUGACCUGGAAUAACCUGUUCAAGAAUUUUGCUAAGCCAAUGGAGGAAUUAAAAAUGUUUACUCUCAGUACUGAGGAGGGAAGUGAAGAAGUCUGUAACCUCGCUAGUGGUGUCAGAUUGAAAAACCUGUCACCACCAGCAUCAUUAAAAGAAAUCUCUCUGGUUCAACUGGAUAGCAUGAGCCCUUCCCACCAGAUGUUGGUGAGAUGUGCUGCCAUUAUUGGCCUGACCUUCACUACAGAGUUGUUGUUUGAGAUUCUCCCUUGUUGGAACAUGAAGAUGAUGAUCAAGGCUCUGGCAACUCUAGUGGAAUCCAACAUCUUUGAUUGUUUCCGGAAUGGCAAGGAGCUCCGAAUGGCUCUAAAACAGAACGCGGCCUCGUUUGUGGUGAAUUACCGCUCCCUGUCUCUGAAGCCCAGUGAAGGAAUGGCUCACGGUGAGGAGGAAGAGCUUCGUGAACUGGAAAGCGAGGUGAUCGAGUGCCACAUCAUUCGAUUCUGCAGGCCCAUGAUGCAGAAAACAGCCUAUGAGCUGUGGCUGAAGGACCAGAAGAAAGCCAUGCACUUGAAAUGUGCCUGCUUUUUAGAAGAAAAUGCUCACAGAUGUGACCACUGCCAAGGUGGUGACUUCAUUCCCUAUCACCACUUCGCCGUGGACAUUCGGCUCAACACUUUGGACUUGGAUACCAUUAGGAAGAUGGCGAAGACCCAUGGACAUCAAAGCCUCAGUGACUAUGGCUAA
This is a messenger RNA of Ceratotherium simum simum (southern white rhinoceros), 3228 nucleotides long. The record is from RefSeq and is a predicted model, not a curated record. NCBI's taxonomy places the organism in Eukaryota, Metazoa, Chordata, Mammalia, Perissodactyla, Rhinocerotidae.